Molecule: messenger RNA, 1065 nt
Organism: Fomitiporia mediterranea MF3/22
Lineage: Eukaryota; Fungi; Basidiomycota; Agaricomycetes; Hymenochaetales; Hymenochaetaceae
Exons: 3
Coding region: 137-994 (285 amino acids)
Source: RefSeq, a predicted model, not a curated record
CCCAGCCACCACCUGUUUUUCUGCCCACAGGCCAUUAAAGGGCUCGUAUAUAUUAAGAGUCACCGGCGCGAAGACAUUUCCUGGAAAAAUUUCCGUUCAGUCUCAUUAUAACUACCGGAGAACUACCGCGGUGAACAUGCACAGCGUUACUAGGGAUGAAGUGUUCUACUUUGAUAUGACAAUCUUUCAGGUGGAGGAUUACCUUUUCAAAGUGCCUCGAAGACCUUUCGAGGACCAGUCAGAUAUCUUUCGGUCCAUGUUCUUGCUGCCUCAGGGGCAAAGCAAACUGGUGGAAGGGAUGAGUGACGAGAAUCCUCUGGUUCUCGAGGGAAUUUCAAAGAAAGACUUCCGAGCUUUCUUGCAGGUCCUUCUUCCUCCGACCUUCGGAGAAGACAUGGAUUACUCGGAAGAAGAGUGGCUUUCCGUGUUGAGCCUGUCCAAUAUGUGGGGGUUCACGAGGAUUCGGCAGACGGCAAUUGAGAAGCUACAGAAUAAUAGUAUUGAUCUCAUCACGAAGAUUGAACUUGCGCACAAAUAUGAUAUUCGCGAGUGGCUCUUCGGUGCAUAUCUCGCACUUGGGAAACGUGCAGAACCACUGUCGGUUGGAGAAGGCGCGCGACUGGGAUAUGACUUUGCGUUGAAGAUGGCAACUGUGCGCGAACAGUUGCUACGGGAUAAGAUUGCACAUCCGAAUGCUUACCGACAACGUCCUCCUGCACCAUUCAUUCCGCCCCGAGGCGAGAGUCCGCGUGGUAGUAUUCGGAAUGGUCAGAAUAGCGCGAGCAAUGGGGUUCGUGCGCGUCUCUGGGCCACCCCUACACCACAACACCCAUUCCCAGGCGAACUAGAGGAUUCAGAUGACAUCGUACUUGCUAGGGCUAUCCAGGAAGUAUUUGGCAUUCGUGGCGAGCACCCGAGCAUUACAUACAGAGCGGACUUGGACACAGAUGAUUUCCAGAACAUGUCGAUGUUCUUUAUUAAUGAUACUCUAUGACCGUUAUGGCAUCCCAUAUGUAUUUUCUGGACCUUCGGUAUGAUCUACUAAUGUAGUGGAAUAAUUUUGCG